Messenger RNA from Anguilla anguilla (European eel), 612 nucleotides. RefSeq names its product histone H4. Bases 142 to 453 code for a protein of 103 amino acids. The transcript has a single exon. Gene Ontology annotation, biological process: nucleosome assembly. The record is from RefSeq and is a predicted model, not a curated record. Lineage: Eukaryota; Metazoa; Chordata; Actinopteri; Anguilliformes; Anguillidae. Gene Ontology annotation, cellular component: nucleosome. Gene Ontology annotation, molecular function: DNA binding; structural constituent of chromatin; protein heterodimerization activity.
UGGAGGCGGGCUUUAACUGCAGCCGCCUUUUCGUUGCUACGAGACUUCAAUCAGGUCGUCUUUGUGCAGAUAUAUGCGUGCUAUUAGGUAGCUGCAGUUCAUAAUUUCUCACGAAGAAUUUGUAUCCUCUUUGUUGAAAAAAUGAGUGGUCGAGGAAAAGGCGGGAAAGGUCUCGGGAAAGGAGGCGCCAAGCGUCAUCGCAAAGUUCUCCGUGACAACAUCCAAGGUAUUACUAAGCCAGCGAUUCGUCGUUUGGCUCGCCGUGGUGGAGUCAAGCGUAUCUCAGGUCUCAUCUACGAAGAGACCCGAGGAGUGCUUAAGGUGUUUCUGGAGAACGUCAUUCGUGAUGCCGUCACCUACACUGAGCACGCCAAGAGGAAGACCGUCACCGCUAUGGAUGUGGUUUACGCUCUGAAGCGUCAGGGUCGCACUCUGUACGGCUUCGGUGGGUAAAUCUGUCUCAUUUGGAAAUCCGUUUUGCAUCUGCCCAAAGGCUCUUUUAAGAGCCGCCCAUAUUUUCUAUUAAAAGCAGCUAUUCCUCGUUAAUGUCAGAGGUAGUCUUGGUAUAAAUGUCUGUUCCUAAAUGUGAAUGUAACUUGCUGCGAGGAAAAU